AUCUUUAUAGUCGUUGUUGUUUUAUUGUUACUAUUAUUAUUAUUAUCAUUGUCGCUGUCGUGGUUGGUAGCGGCCGGGAUUCUGCGGUUGUGUCGAAGCGCUGGUCUCCUCGGGCAGUGGGUGGUUUCUCCUGUGUAUCCCUCCUAGGACACUCGAACGAAGAUUUCUCUUACUUCCUUUCUUUUUCUCCUCCUUCACUUCUCCAAGGCUUUUAAAACAAACACACAAAAAAAGCAAACCUACGCUGGUGUUGUCGUCUUUUUAAAAAAUUUUGUCGUUUAUUUUUUCCUUUUUUUGUUUUUGAUUUUUUUAUUGUUUGUUUGUUUUCGGUUUUGUUUUUUUUUUGCCUGACAUCUGGGAAACCAAUACCCCCCACUCUCAGAAAUAACCAAAGACAAUGGUUCACUGUGCAGGCUGCAAAAGGCCAAUCUUGGACCGGUUUUUGUUGAAUGUACUGGACAGGGCUUGGCAUGUGAAGUGUGUUCAGUGCUGUGAAUGUAAAUGCAAUUUGACAGAGAAAUGCUUUUCGCGAGAAGGCAAGCUUUACUGCAAAAACGACUUCUUUCGGUGUUUCGGGACCAAGUGCGCGGGCUGUGCCCAAGGCAUCUCCCCCAGCGACCUGGUCCGCAGGGCGCGGAGCAAAGUGUUCCACUUGAACUGUUUUACGUGUAUGAUGUGUAACAAGCAACUCUCAACCGGCGAGGAGCUCUACAUCAUAGACGAAAACAAGUUUGUCUGCAAAGAAGAUUACCUAAAUAACAGCAAUACUGCCAAAGAAAACAGCCUGCAUUCAGCCACCACCGGCAGUGACCCCAGCCUGUCCCCGGACUCCCAAGACCCCUCCCAAGACGACGCCAAGGACUCGGAAAGCGCCAACGUCUCCGACAAGGAGACAGGCAGCAACGAGAACGACGACCAGAACCUGGGGGCCAAGCGGCGGGGCCCCCGCACCACCAUCAAGGCCAAGCAGCUAGAGACUCUGAAGGCCGCCUUCGCGGCCACCCCCAAGCCCACCCGGCACAUCAGGGAGCAGCUGGCGCAGGAGACCGGCCUCAACAUGCGGGUCAUCCAGGUCUGGUUCCAGAACCGGCGCUCCAAGGAGCGGCGCAUGAAGCAGCUGAGCGCGCUGGGCGCCCGGCGGCACGCCUUCUUCCGCAGCCCGCGCAGGAUGCGGCCGCUGGUGGACCGGCUGGAGCCCGGGGAGCUCAUCCCCAACGGACCCUUCUCCUUCUACGGAGAUUACCAGAGCGAGUAUUAUGGCCCUGGAAGCAAUUAUGAUUUCUUCCCGCAAGGACCUCCUUCAUCUCAAGCUCAGACACCCGUGGAUCUCCCUUUCGUGCCCUCCUCGGGGCCGUCAGGCACUCCCCUGGGGGCCAUGGACCACCCUCUGCCCGGACAUCACCCCUCCAGUGAGGCCCAGCGCUUCACUGACAUCAUGUCGCACCCCCCAGGAGACUCGCCCAGCCCCGAACCCAACCUGCCAGGGUCCUUGCACUCCAUGUCCGCCGAAGUUUUUGGCCCCAGCCCUCCAUUUUCUUCGAUAUCCGUCAACGGUGGUGCUAACUAUGGCAAUCACUUGUCACAUCCACCAGAAAUGAAUGAAGCAGCUGUGUGGUAGCUUUAAAACAAACUGGGUCUAAGUAAGUGAUGAUCAUCUAGUCUGCUUAUUGUUAUGGUGUACAGAAAUGAAUAAAUAUAACAUCUCUCCUGCCCUAAGACAAUAUUACCUUGGGAACGAACUGAAUCCAAAGCGCUCCAAGGCAAGCUUUGCUCUAGACCAGGACAAUCUCCAUGUUAUGGUUGUAUCAGACAAGCAAGGGGACUUUUUUGUACCGUUGACAAAGAAACUGGUGAAGCUGUACAGUAAAGUGCUGCCAUACCAUAGGAUGGCGUAAGUUUGAUUACCCUGUUGGAUGUCAUCCUAAGAGCCACAAUCCUUAGAAACUUCUCAUUUAAAAAAAAAUAUAAAUUAAUAAUUGAAUGAAGGAAAGGUCAAAGAAAAGGGGGAAAAAAGCUUCAAGAACUCUAGCAUUCCCGGUUAAGGAUGGUUCUGGCAUUAUGAAUUUGUUUAUUAAUUUUUGUCUCUCAGAAAGUUCGACAACAAGAAACUCUUUUUAGCUUCAGCCAUUUCAGCCUGCUGACUAUCAGGUGGGACAACUUUCUUUUUCCUUUGUUUUUGUUUUGUUUUCCAAAAUAGCAAAUACUAAAUGUUAAGCCCUCAGCACCAACUCUUCUACCUUCACAAAGCUACACGUACAAAACCUCCUCAUCAUAGCAAAGGUCACCACCCAGACCUCUAACGAAAAUGACUUGAAAAAAAAAAAAAAAAGCAAGCAUACAAAAA
Molecule: messenger RNA, 2344 nt
Organism: Falco peregrinus (peregrine falcon)
Lineage: Eukaryota; Metazoa; Chordata; Aves; Falconiformes; Falconidae
Gene: LHX1
Product: LIM homeobox 1
Exons: 5
Coding region: 398-1618 (406 amino acids)
Biological process (GO): regulation of transcription by RNA polymerase II; neuron differentiation
Cellular component (GO): nucleus
Molecular function (GO): RNA polymerase II transcription regulatory region sequence-specific DNA binding; DNA-binding transcription factor activity, RNA polymerase II-specific
Source: RefSeq, a predicted model, not a curated record